Molecule: messenger RNA, 1644 nt
Organism: Cladophialophora psammophila CBS 110553
Lineage: Eukaryota; Fungi; Ascomycota; Eurotiomycetes; Chaetothyriales; Herpotrichiellaceae
Exons: 5
Coding region: 1-1644 (547 amino acids)
Biological process (GO): transmembrane transport; carbohydrate transport
Cellular component (GO): membrane
Molecular function (GO): carbohydrate:proton symporter activity
Source: RefSeq, a predicted model, not a curated record
AUGCCUACAAGCGGUGUCGUCCUUGUUGCACCAGUCGAUGUCGAUCGUAUCGAGGCACCCGUGACGUUCAAGGCCUACUUGAUCUGCGCGUUUGCUGCCUUCGGUGGCAUCUUCUUUGGUUACGACUCUGGCUAUGUCAAUGGUGUGAUGGGAAUGAGAUCCUUCAUUCACCAGUUUACAGGCAUACCGUAUCCCGGGCCCGAAGCUUCUGUCCAAGAGAUGGGCAAUUUUGUCAUUCCUGCGUGGAGGCAGUCUCUGAUUGUUUCCAUAUUAUCUGCUGGGACGUUUACUGGUGCCGUCGUGGCUGGGGAUAUUGCGGACUUUGUUGGGCGCCGAAAUACCAUCAUAGCGGGAUGUAUCAUAUUUUCCGUUGGCGUUGUCCUUCAAGUGGCUGCUGCCGCUUAUGGGCUCCUUGUCGCGGGCCGUCUCAUCUCUGGUCUGGGUGUUGGGUUCGUCUCGGCAAUCAUCAUCCUCUACAUGUCUGAAAUCGCGCCACGGAAGGUCAGAGGAGCCAUGGUCAGCGGCUAUCAGUUUUGCAUCACUGUUGGUAUUCUCCUGGCCAGCUGCGUGGUAUACGGUACUCAAAAUUACACCACUUCUGCAUCGUACCGUAUCCCAAUUGCCAUGCAAUGGGUAUGGGCCCUCAUUCUUGGUUUCGGGCUGGCUUUCCUGCCCGAGUCACCUAGGUACUUCGUGAAGCGCGGGAAUCUGGAAAAGGCCACAAGGAGCUUGGCAAGACUCCGAGGACAGCCAGAGAGCUCGGAAUAUAUCCAACAAGAACUCGCAGAGAUCAUCGCAAAUCACGAGUACGAGAUGAAAACAAUCGGAAACACGGACGGAUAUGUUCAAAGCUGGCUCAACUGCUUCAAAGGCUCGAUCCGCAAUCCAGGCUCCAAUCUCCGCCGUACUCUGCUCGGUACAUCGGCUCAAAUGAUGCAGCAGUGGACUGGUAUCAAUUUCAUCUUUUAUUUCGGCACAGUUUUCUUCCAAAGUUUAGGCUCAAUCAGGAACCCAUUCCUCAUGUCCCUGAUCACCACUCUAGUCAACGUUUGCUCCACACCAAUUUCUUUCUGGACAGUUGAGCGGUUUGGACGCCGCCCGCUGUUGAUCUGGGGUGCUGCUGGCAUGGUCAUCUGUCAAUUUAUCAUCGCUAUAGUCGGGACUGUUGAUGGCGGCAAUCAGGCCACCGUCCGAGCCGAGAUCGCCUUCAUCUGCGUCUAUAUCUUCUUCUUUGCCUCCACUUGGGGUCCCGGCGCCUGGGUGGUUGUAGGGGAAAUGUUCCCACUUCCCAUCCGGUCCCGAGGCGUGGCAAUGUCAGUGGCGUCCAACUGGUUCUGGAACUGCAUCAUCGCCGUCAUCACACCUUACAUGGUCAACCCCGACCAAGGGAAUCUGGGCGCCAAGGUGUUCUUCGUCUGGGGUGCGCUCUGCUGCGGCUGCUUUUGGUGGGCAUACUUCCUCGUUUACGAGACCAAGGGUCUCUCUCUUGAGCAAGUAGACCGCAUGCUCGAGGAAACCACGCCUCGGAAAUCGUCCAGAUGGGUCCCGACCACCACUUUUGCUGCCCAAAUGGGUGUCAAUGAGAAAGGAGAACUCGCUCAAGAGCUCGUGGAGAAUUUUCAACGCAAGGGCUCCAUAUAUUGA